UGACUCACAGUGUCGGUCACGUGACUAAGUCCCAUUUAUCUGUAAAGAAAACAGAAACUUUUUCAGGCAGACAGAAGGAGAGCUGUGUUAAAUCGCAGUUAACUAAACUCUACAAAAUGGGACUAAGGGAAGAACUUUUAAAGUCUAUCUGGCACGCUUUUACAGCCUUGGAUGUCGACAAAAGUGGAAAAGUGUCAAAGUCACAAUUAAAAGUUCUGUCUCACAAUCUGUGCACUGUGUUGAAUGUACCUCAUGACCCGGUUGCUCUGGAAGAACACUUCAAAGACGAUGACGAGGGCCCCGUCUCCAAUCAAGGAUACAUGCCCUAUCUCAAUAAGUUUAUACUGGAUAAGGUCCAAGACAACUUUAAUGGGUUGGAUUUCAACAGGAUGUGCUGGACACUCUGUGCCAGGAAAAACCUGACAAAAAACACUCUGUUGAUCACUGAUGACGAUGCCUUUAAAAUCUGGUGCAUCUUCAACUUCCUCACAGAGGACAAAUACCCGCUAACACUAGUAACAGAAGAGAUUGAGUACCUUCUAAAGAAGCUGACCGAGGCAAUGGGUGGUAUUUGGAUUGAGGAAAAAUUUGAAGAUUAUAAAAUCCAAUUGAACGCUAAGCAGCAAUGCCUUUCUGUUUGGGAACUCAUUGAACUGAUCGGCACCGGACACUUCAGCAAAGGAAUGGAUCGACAAACGCUGUCUAUGGGAAUUAAUGAGGUUUUUCAGGAGCUCAUACUAGACGUGUUAAAACAGGGUUAUAUGAUGAAAAAAGGCCACAGAAGGAAAAACUGGACAGAACGCUGGUUUGUGCUGAAGCCUAAUGUUCUUUCAUACUUUGUGAAUGAGAAUUUAACAGAGAAGAAAGGACAUGUCAUGCUGGACGGUAGUUGCUGUGUGGAGUCUUUACCGGACAAAGAGGGAAAGAAAUGCCUUUUUCUAAUAAAGUGCUCCGGUAAAAGUUUUGAGAUCAGUGCCUCAGAUAAAAAGAAGAAACAGGAAUGGAUUCAAGCUGUUCAGACCGCUGUCAACCUGCUGAAACAAGGCCUCCCAGCUCCUCACAAGGAAGCGCGUCAGAAACGGAAAGAGCUACGUCAGAAACUGCAGGCAGAGCAGGAGGCGCUGGAGCAGAGGAUGAAGGAGCUGCAGACCGCCAACGAGAGCAAGCAGCAGGAGCUGGAGACCAUGAGGAAGAAACUGCAAGAAGAUGAAGCCAGCGCUGCCGAGGAAGCGAGGAGGCGGCAGCAGACACAGACAGAGCUGCACGACCGCUACAGGACUGACCUGGAGAGGGAGAAAAUGGUGAGACAACAGAUGGAGGAGGAGGUUGCUCAGAAGUCCUCCGAGUUGGAGCAGUACCUGCAGAGAGUGCGUGAGCUGGAAGACAUGUACCGCAGGCUGGAGGAGUCCCUGGAGGAUGAGAGGCAGGCUCGGCAGGACGAGGAGACUGUCCGCAAGCUGCAGGCCAGGCUGCUGGAAGAAGAGGCGACUAAGCGAGCAGAGUUAGAGCAUUUACACUUACAGCAACAGAAAGCCAUUUCUAGGACCGAAGCCGAGAAGCAGGAACUGGAGCAACAGCGCAUUGUGAAGGAACAGGCACUGCAGGCAGCCAUGCUGCAACUGGGCCAACUUGAGAGUGAGCGCAAAGAAGCGCUGGAGCAGUACGAGGAGGUUAUGAAGAAGCUGGAGAAUGCAGCUAAUAAGACCAGAAGCUGGAAGGACAAAGUAGCUCAACAUGAAGGGUUAAUACGCUUGAUUCAGCCAGGUUCAAAAGGUCCACAAUUGAUCACUAACUGGGGAGCAGCAGCAUUUACUGAGGCAGAACUGAACCUGAGAGAGAAAAGCUGGCAAGAGAAAAAAAGCAAUGUGACCGAGUAGUAGAGCUGGCUGACGAAACCAGCGCUUUGAGCAUUCCAGAAGCGUCGUAGAGGUUCUAGAACAGCGGUCCUCACAGUUUUGACCACGGGCACACUAGUAUUUGUCAGGUCGAGGAUAUUGUCGUGAAUACAGAAUGUGUAAUAAAAGGGCAUUUUAAUACUGAUUUAUAAAAAAAGAACAAAAGCAGAGUACUACAUUGAAAUAUGUUCAGUUCUCCAUCCAAUCCAUUUAUUAUUGCAGUAUUUUAGAUUAUGCCACAGGAAUAAUGUUGAGCAGCUUUGAGGGUCACUGUUCUAGAAGCUUUACAGGAUAAAGCUUUCAGCUCCUGGUAAAGAACCAUUUCACUGAGCAGUAUCAAGGGAAUAUGAAGUAGAUUGCUAGUUUCUUGGUAAUUAAAUACAUCCACAGAUGUACCUAGCCUGUUACUGUUCUAGAAAUUUAUAUUUCUGUUCCUUUUUCUGAAUGCUUGUAUCUGUCUUUGUGUGAAAGUGUGUACCAUUUAAAUUUUUGCUAUAUGUCCUUGCUUUUCUCGAUUUUCAUCUAUAAUUUUUUUUUAUCAUUUGAAGGUAGUAUAGUUGUUCAAUUUUGUUUUCUAAACAUUCAUUUUUUUAUUAUUAUUUUAUAAUCCAGCAGUUGCUUGCUGUACUGAUUUUAGUCUUGUUUUAAACUCCUAUCUUCUGUCAAAGUAUUGAAAGAAAAAGCAAAGUGUUUUAAGUAUAUGGGGAUCCAUUGAAUGUCACUUGCUUCAGGUAGUUUACAAACUUCCUUAAGGAUUUAAUAGUUAGUGUAAUCUUUCUUUAAAACAAUAAUAUUUAUUGUUGUACAUCAGAACUAGGCUUGCUACUAUUCGAUUUUUAGUUUUUUGCCAAAUAGAUAAUUAAUAUCGAUGUUUAUUUAGAAAGGAUGUACUGUUUUUUCUAUAUUUUAUCCAUUGAAGCAGAGAUUGGGUGAAAUCGAUGUUUACACUUUAAAAAAAAAAAAAAAAACUUUUUCUGCCAUUGAGAAACGUCUCAUUUAGCGAAACCCCUUUAUCAUAUUCAACAUGCAACAAAACCAUGGUUACCAACAUUCUAAUUGAAAUAACGUUUGGUCACAGCAGAGCUAUGCCUUGCAUAGAUAUAGAUCCUGCAAACAUUUAAAAAUGGUCUCAAAUAAAACGUAGUAAACUCAGCAUAUAAAAGUGUAUUACACAGACAUUUAUAGCAUAAAUUUACGAGUAAAAAUAAUAUGCACAGAACAAAACAUUAGAUAGAUGAACAGAACUAAUUUGCACUUAUCAUUCAGAGUCUGAGCUCCCCCUCUCCUGCUUCAGCACAGCCAGACUCAGAGUCACUGGAAUGCAAGGCAGACGGGCCCGCUUCAUCCCGCCGCGGAGACUUCAGCCAUCGGUCAGGGUCUUGUGCACAAUAUUCAUUAAGUGUUUUCCUCUUGCGCCCUAUUUUAAAAUCAAACUAGUAACUGUCACCGUAUACCUAUAGCAAAUGCCUACCUACACCUUAACCUGCUAAUUUCAAAGUAGCCGCUUUGAAUGACAGGCGCUGUAGCUAGCAAAUGAAAGUGCACCGUCGGUGCAGGUCUUGAUGAUUGACAGUCAUUUAAGCGAAUGAGAGCAUUGUAGCGCUGCUUCAGUCAACGAGAUCUGUCAGGACGGUAAAAUGACAGUGAAACUACAGUACUACAGACCACUGAGGUGAUUGACAGCGACCCCUAGCCAUUCAGAGCGGAAAGGAGACGGGACAGACAGUAAGUAUAAAAACUACACAAACGGGAUGAUUUCUAAAUGAUUAUUUUUGGUAAGAAAAUAAAAAAAUAGCGAGUGGUUUUAUAGACAUUUAUCCUAUAUAAUUUCAGUCGAACUCAUAUUUUUGGGGGAAUUCAAUGUUUUAAAGAGCUUUACCGGUUUAAUAUCGAAAAGUAGCAAGCCUAAUCAUAACAUUGUUUUUAAACAAGGCUUUUAUUUGUGCAAGUUCCAUGUCAUCUCAUUUAUAUAUCAUGUGUUACUAAGUAAUAAUUGUGAACAAGUAGAAUGACACAUGUCUUGCAUGUCCUAAUAUAUUUAAUAUUAACCAAAAGAUCGAUAGGCAGCUUAUUACUGGAAAAAACAAUCCUUGCUUUCUUGUGCCUUUUGAAAUCACAGCUAAGAUUGGAAACCGAUAAUGUUUUUAUAAAAUGAAAUCAAUAAAAUAAAGGUUUUUUAGAUUCAAA
Acipenser ruthenus (sterlet) is the source of this 4082-nucleotide messenger RNA. RefSeq names its product switch-associated protein 70-like. The transcript has 12 exons. Gene Ontology annotation, cellular component: nucleus; cytoplasm. The coding region runs from base 117 to 1877 and encodes 586 amino acids. Lineage: Eukaryota; Metazoa; Chordata; Actinopteri; Acipenseriformes; Acipenseridae. The record is from RefSeq and is a predicted model, not a curated record. Gene Ontology annotation, molecular function: calcium ion binding.